UCAGAGCAGGAAGACAGGGACCAAAUAAAUUGUCUGCAUUUCAUUAUGUUUUCAAAGUGAAUGUGUGUUUUAAACUACAUUUUAGUGGACAGUUUAGUGGAGCAACAGAGGAACAGAGAGGAUUCUUGACAGAGAAACUGGAGGUUUUUGCCUAUUUGUGCGCCGAACAUCAAGAUGCUGGCUGUUCAUCUAGUUUCCUUCUUUUUCUCCAAACUCCAGGAGGAUCCCACAAAAAAGGUGGACCGGUUUCUGUACGCCAUGAGGCUCAAUGACGACCAGCUGAGAGAUAUCUCAGCUCGUUUCCAGGCUGAAAUGAAGAAAGGGCUUUCCUCUGAGAGUAACGCUGCAGCAGCCGUGAAGAUGCUGCCCACACAUGUCCGCUCCACUCCUGAUGGAUCAGAGAAAGGACAGUUCCUGGCAUUGGAUCUUGGAGGGUCCAGGUUUAAGGUGCUCCAAGUAAAAGUGAGAGAGGGUGUGGGGAUCAAGAAAGGAGAGGUGAAGAUGGAGGAGAAGACCUACUCCAUACCCAAAGAGCUCCUGAGUGGGAGAGCAACCAAACUCUUUGACCAUGUGUCUGAGUCUUUAAAGGACUUCAUACAAGAGAAGAACAUCAGUCUGCAGGAGAAACAUCCUCUGGCUUUUACUUUCUCUUUCCCAUGUGAGCAGUCCUGCUUAGAUCAGGGAUUGCUGUUGAGCUGGACUAAAAAGUUCGAGGUCCGAGGCCUUCAGGGUAAAGAUGUGGUUCAAACUCUCAGAGAUGCGAUUGACAGAACUGGGGAUAUGGAUGUAGAGGUGUUAGCCAUGGUUAAUGACACCGUAGCGACCAUGAUGACCUGUGGUUUUGAUGACAAGUACUGUGAUGUCGGACUCAUUAUUGGUACUGGAACCAACGCGUGCUACAUGGAGGCUAUGCGUAAUGUUGACCUGGUUCAGGGUGACGAGGGCAGGAUGUGUGUGAACACUGAGUGGGGGGCCUUUGGAGAUGAUGGGGCUCUGGAUGAUUUCAUCACUGAGUUUGACAGAAAUGUCGACGCUGCAUCCAGAAACCCUGGAAAACAAAUCUUUGAGAAAAUGGUCAGCGGCCUGUAUCUGGGUGAGAUAGUGAGGCUGGUGGUAUUAAAGAUGGCUAAACUUGGACUUCUGUUUGAUGGUCAUGUGUCAGAUGCCCUGAGGACUAAAGGAAAGAUCACCACUGCAGAUGUAGCUGCCAUGGAGGAGUACAAGAAUGGCUUGAAGAACACCAAAAAUCUGCUCAUGCAUCUGGACUUGAACCCCUCACAAGAUGACUGCAUUGCUGUUCAACAUGCCAGCACCAUAGUGUCCUUCAGGUCCUCAAAUCUGGUGGCUGCAGGACUUGCAGCCAUCUUGACUCGAAUCAGGCACAACCGUAACUUGAAGACAUUGAGGAUCACUGUAGGUGUAGAUGGAACUCUUUACAAAACGCACCCACAGUAUCCUAAACGCCUUCAUAAAGUUGUGCGCAGGUUACUUCCUGAUUGUCACGUCAGGUUCGUCCUCUCAGACAGCGGCAGCAGCAAAGGAGCAGCUUUAGUCUCAGCAGUCGCCCAAAGAUUGGCAUCAAGGAAAAAACAGGUGGAUGAGAAGCUGUGUCCUUUCAGAUUGAGCCAGGAGCAGCUGCAGUUGGUGAAGGCCAGGAUGAGGGCAGGCCUGGAGGCAGGGUUAAAGACCAGAGGCCCAUCUGCUAUUAAGAUGCUGCCUUCUUAUGUGUACCACACACCUGAUGGGACAGAGCAUGGAAAGUAUCUUGCCUUGGAUCUUGGAGGAACAAACUUCAGAGCAAUGCUGGUGAGGUUUAAAAAAGGCCUGCAACAGAACGCAAGACUUUACCACAAGAUCUACACAAUACCACUGGAGAUCAUGCAGGGAACUGGAGAAGAGUUGUUCGAUCAUUUAGCCCAGUGUGUCAGUGACUUCCUGGACUACAUGGGGAUGAAAAAGGCUCAUCUUCCUGCAGGCUUCACCUUCUCUUUCCCCUGUGAGCAGACGGCUAUUGAUACUGGCACACUGGUGAGCUGGACCAAGGGCUUCAAGGCCACAGACUGUGAAGGACAUGAUGUUGUGGAAAUGCUGAGGGAUGCUAUUAAGAGACGCAAUGAGUUUGAUUUGGACAUAGUGGCGUUAGUUAAUGACACAGUUGGGACCAUGAUGAGCUGUGCAUAUGAAGACCCUCAGAGUGAGAUUGCUCUCAUUGCUGGAACUGGCAGUAAUGUUUGUUACAUGGAGGAACUGAAAAACAUCAAGAAAAUUGAACAGAAGACAGACAAAGAGAAAGAAGAGGAGACACCUGAAGGAGAGGAGCACAAGCAGGGUGAUGGGUCUGAAGGGGAGAAGGAGGACGAUACUGCGGUGCAAAAGAUGUGUAUAAACACAGAGUGGGGGGGUCUAGGCGAUGAUGGCUCUCUGGAUGACAUCAUCACGCCUUAUGACAAAGAGGUGAACCAAAACUCGGUCAACCCUGGAAAACAAAGGUUUGAAAAACUGACCAGUGGGAUGUAUUUAGGAGAAAUUGUUCGUCAGGUGCUGUUGGAUUUAACAAGGAAGGGUUUGCUGUUCAGAGGACACGUCACAGAAGCUUUAAAAACACCUGGAAUAUUUGAGACCAAAUACCUUUCACAGAUAGAGAGUGACCGCCUGGCUCUACUACAGGUCAGACGUAUUCUACAGAGGCUGGGGCUCGACUGCAACUGUGACGACAGUAUCAUCGUCAAAGAGGUAUGUGGAGCCGUGUCACGUCGUGCAGCUCAGCUGUGUGGGGCAGGCAUGGCAGCUGUGGUCGACAAGAUGAGAGAGAACCGAGGACUGGACCAUCUGAGCAUCACUGUAGGGGUGGACGGGGCACUCUACAAACUACAUCCACAUUUCUCUCAGAUCCUCAAAGAUACCACCAGAGCUUUGGCUCCUCAGUGUGACGUGACCUUCCUGCCAUCAGAGGAGGGCAGCGGGAAAGGUGCUGCUCUCAUCGCAGCUGUGGCCCGUCGGAGGCAUGAGAAGUAACUGCACAUGAUUAAAAGGAGAGGAUUUUUACAUGCACAUCAUGAACAUUCUCCAGAAUUCUGGAUACUCAGGGACAGACAUACUCAGACACUGAUAUGUCACCUUGGAUAAAAUCUGAGUCAGCAACAUCAUCUUUAAGCCUGACAGCACAGGACUCUCACCCUAAGGACAUAACACAGGUUGGGAUGCCAGUGGCCUUGAGGUUUAUCCAUGUGCCCCAUGUACAGAGACUGUUGUCCUUGGAUUGGAUGCUAGGGUUCAUGUCCAGCCUGUGGCUCCUUUCCUACGCAUCACUCUCUCUCUCCCUUGUUUCUGACAUUGUCCACUGUCCUAUUUGUAAAGAGGCCUAAAAGCUUAAAAAUAAAUAAAAAGAAGACAUAAUACAGGCUGAUUCUUCACAGG
Cheilinus undulatus (humphead wrasse) is the source of this 3417-nucleotide messenger RNA. Its product is annotated as hexokinase HKDC1-like. Gene Ontology annotation, cellular component: cytosol; mitochondrion. The transcript has 21 exons. Gene Ontology annotation, biological process: glucose 6-phosphate metabolic process; intracellular glucose homeostasis; glycolytic process. Gene Ontology annotation, molecular function: mannokinase activity; fructokinase activity; glucokinase activity. Bases 175 to 3015 code for a protein of 946 amino acids. NCBI's taxonomy places the organism in Eukaryota, Metazoa, Chordata, Actinopteri, Labriformes, Labridae. The record is from RefSeq and is a predicted model, not a curated record.